This is a messenger RNA of Apis florea (little honeybee), 2906 nucleotides long. RefSeq lists its product as uncharacterized. The record is from RefSeq and is a predicted model, not a curated record. NCBI's taxonomy places the organism in Eukaryota, Metazoa, Arthropoda, Insecta, Hymenoptera, Apidae.
GAUGUUAAAGGAACAUUAAGAAAUAUGUGAUUAAAUUUAUUUAUUCUUAUGUCAAUUUUGCAUAAUAUUUAACUAUAUAUUAUACUUUGAUUAUAACAUGAUGUUAUCUUGCAUCUUGAACAAAAAAGAAAAUUUUUAUUAUUAAAUAUAUAUAAUAAUUUUAAAUAUUUUAAAUCUUGAUAUAUAAAAUAUUUGAAAUAAUGAAACAAAUUAUUCGAAACAACAAAGACGAUUUACAGGCUAUAGCAAUUUGUAAUUAUAUGUGAAGUUAAAAACAAAAAAUUAUCAAGAAUAAUCACGUUUGAUCAUUUUGUAAGUGGAAUACAUACAUGUUUACAAUUCAGUGAACAUCUAAUUGUGUAGCGAUGAGUGUGAAAAUUGUUGUCAGUGUGACGGAAAUUGCAGACAUGAGUUCUAAGGAUCGUUAUGUCAUUGAAGGGAUAGCUCUUUCCACGGCCGCCGAGGAUAUGGGAGAUGGAAUUCAAGGGCACGAUAAUGACACCGAAUCCUUGCAAUUGUUGUCGCAUCUUGAUCCUCCUGUUGACAGCGUGUACAUGAUAUGUGGUGUAUUGAUCGCUUUGGUGUUAGUCGGUGUUAUCAUCGUUCUACUAGCUGUAACGAUCAGCAAAUUGCGGAAACGAGAGGAUCAUUCGAAUGCGGUACAUCCGGAAGCAGCCGUAGUUCAAACGGCAACAUCGCCGGUUUCGACGAUCGUCGCUCCGUCUUAUCCUGGCGAAGGUUGUUGCACGCAAACGUCAGUGACUACCACAUCGACGGAUCUGGGAAAUAACACAGCUGUUGAACAGGAUAACGUCUAUACCACCGCCAAUCCGGCAGAUCAAUUCGUCUGGCAGUUUCCGCCUCCUUAUCCACCGCCUCACACACCGACACAGUAUACGUUGUACAACGACCAGGAUACACUUGUACACGCUCUACCGUCGGAUAGGUCUGGAUUUGCAAAGGGCUUCCGCAAAAAUAUCGGAGGACGCUGGCGUCGCUUGGUAAAAAGGAAGCCGGAGUCGGAGACUUGUGCCAUUCCUCCUGAAUUAAAGGAUCAACUGAAAACAAUUUACGUCUAUUGACGAUCAGCGUUAAUGCGCCGUUGUCUGUAUUUUUAUAAUUCUUCCUCGGUUAUCGAUGAUUUCUUCUAUGUAAGAUAGUAAUUAUAUCGAGAAAGAUGUAUAUGGUACGAAUGACAAAGAAUAAAGAAAAAAACGCGUAAUGGGAUAGUUCAUCGAAAAAAGACAAAGGGAAAAUAAUAUCGAAUAUAUAUUUGUUCGUAGCAAAAAUAAUAAAAAAUACUAAAUAGUUUAUAUUAUAGUAAUUUUUAAUAGAAAAUUUCGAAAGUAAUUUAGAAAAAAAAAUGAAAUUCAAUAAAAUUCGUACUUUUUGUGAAACAUAUCAACAAGUGCCUAAAGAUGUUUGGUCAAGUUAAAAAUAUAUAUAAAAACAAAAUUAUGUUCUUUUGAUGAUGAAUAUUUUUAUGAAAAUAUAACAUCGAAGUAAUUAUAAUUUGAAUCAUAAUUACAUAAAAUAUAGCAAUAUUUAUAAAGACAUAUAUAGGGAAACAAGAAAAAAAAUUUUAUUAUUAUAGAUUUUAUUACGAUUUAUCGUCGAGUAUUUUAACAUGUCUUGAAAUAUCAUCAAUAAGAAACAAAAGAAAAUUUUUAAAUAGCUGUCCCGCGUAAGUAUCUAAUUGCUCGGCUAUGCAAAAAAUUAAAAGUUACUAGGCUUUGAUAUAUUGGACAAUGGCGUCAAGAACUCUAUGAGACUGAACGUAAAGAGUACGACAACACGAGUUACCUCGUAGCUUUUCUUGAAUAUGUUCUUUCAUGAAUAAUACAAAAAAAUAAUUUCAAAUCACUAGUAUUAACAUAUACCUGAAAUUUUAUAAUCUUCAGAAUUGCCAAAACUUCUGUAUCUAUGUCUUUUUUUUGGCAUUUCUGUUGUAUAUGUAAAUAGAUGUAUAAAGCAGUAAAAAUAUGAACUAUUUUUAAUUCUUAUAAUGGCUGAUUGUUCAAGUAAAAUUCUAAAUUUUUCUUUAUCAAUAUUAUUUAAAAAACUUAAAUGUUACACAAAGAAACGAAAGAAUAUCAAUUAAAAGUUACAUUCGAAAUAAUUAUUUCUUAGAUAUAUUAUAGAAUAAUUAUUUCUUAAUCUUUCAAAAUGAAAAUGACGCAUUUCGUAUAUACUUGUGACAUAGGCCAAUUUAAGAUUCUUAAUAUUAUUCAGCAGCUCAUAUUGAGCUCAUAUACUAAUAUGGUAUUUUAGUUGUAUUGUUGUAUCAAGCAAUACUUUUUCUUGAAAUGUACUAAAAUUUAAUGGGUUAAAUAAACAAAAAAAUUUGUAUAUAGUCAUUCUUCAGACUAAUUGAUUCCGGAUAUAAAUCGAAAAAGAUGUAAAUCGAGGAAUGACUGUAUGACAUUGUGCCACGUUUUAUAUUAGCGAAGCUGUUUGGUUUUGUGCUAAAUGUAUUCUUUUUGCACUUGCAAUUUUAUACGUGCGUCAAAAUUGAUAAUUUAUAUUUAGAUGCAAAUGGAAAUAAUAUAUAUAUAUAUUUAAAAGAAAAAAAAAGCAUUAAUUGUAUCAACGUUUCUUUGAUAGCUCGAUUUUUUAAUUCCUUAUUGUAACUUUCUAGAAUGUAAAUAUAUUAUUGCAUUGUUUGUUUAUUAUGAAUGUGAUGGCAUAAUGUUUAAACGUGAAAGGAAUAGAUAGUUUAAGGAUCAAUAACGUGCCUACGAUUUUUAUAAAAAUGAAAUACUGAUGCAAUUGCAUCCUUCACCUAGUCACUUGAUAAUAAUUGUUCAAAACUUGUAUUUUAAACUUUUUGCCGCAGCUUGGAUCUUUCCUCGUGAAUAUCUAUCUGAAUACAACAAUAUCAAAUAAAGUAUUCAAAAGGAUAUAUA